AGAACCCCAGUAAAACACCUUUUUUUUUGCAGUAGAAGAUUUGUGAAGAGUUGCAUUUCAUGCUCAUCUGCACAGUUAUAUAAACGCUCAGCAAAACUGCACAGGAAUUAUCUUGGUUUGUUGGGAAACAGUGGCAGUGGCGGGGAGGAAUUAGCAGCUAAACCACAAACCUCGGGGGUUUGGGGUUCCCCGAGGAAGAUGCAGAAGGACUCCUGUGUGCCUGUGAGCUGAUCCUGGGUGUGGAAUCGUCCCUGCAUGGCCCAGUUUGGAACAGGCUGAUAAGGCUCCUUGUUUCUUAGCAACCCCAGCUCUGCCACAGCCAGAAACCUGCCCUUCUGCAGCUGGAGGGGAAAUUCUGAAUGUCUCAAAAGCAAAUCUUAAACCCAGACCUGUGUCUUUCCUGGGCAUGGAGGUGCCAUAUGUCCUUCUCCUAACACGACUGGUGGCAGAAGUUGCCAGCAAAUCCACGCCAAACUCGGUGUCAGAACCAGAAUGUUGUGUGGAUGUGUUGGAUUCCAACAGCUCCUGUCCAGCAACCAACCAGUGCAGUCCAGGUUGUUACAGGAGAUGGAAUGAGGACGGAAGCAGCAGCUGCAUUAAAUGCAAAAAUGAAACCCUGCCUGUUUUCUCUGUUUACAACCUGACCGAGUGCAGAACUACUGGGAGCAGAGAGAUGAAUUUCCAGAUGAACAUAAGCACUGUAACUCCUUUCCUACAGAGCAUAGGGGGCCCAGAAGUGGCAGCUUCCCUCAUCUUAGGGACAUUUUUCAUCAGUUUGUUCCUGAUUCUCUCUGUUGCUUCUUUCUUCUACCUCAAACGUGCCAAUAAACUUCCCAACAUUUUCUACAGAAGGAACAAAGCAUCUGUUCUCCAGCCUAGUGAAACAGCAUCCAUGAUACCUCCCCCAGCUUCUUCAGUUCGGAAGCCGCGAUACGUCCGCCGGGAACGGUCCCUGGUCACCUCCACGUCUGCUGCCAUCAUCUCCUCCUCCGAAACCAGGGUCAGCAAUGUUUAACCUUCCCUCCUGACAGAGGACCUUAACCAUUUGUGGUGUCAAAGAACCUUUUUCUGAACCCACUGAAGUGCCAGGAAAACGUUGCAAGCAGCUGACCCCGACCAGAAACCAAAUUCCCGUGUCCGAGGGUUUGUGCCAAACGUCCUCCCGGGGAUGAGCUGCUGGAGGUGACACCCAGUUCCAGGAACUCCUCUGCAAUGCACUAUUCCAGCUCUGUGGGCUCCUUUCUCUCCUGCAGGUGCUGUGUUUGAAACCUUUAAAGAGUCUGCCUUUCUUUGGAACACUCUGUUCUGGCAAGUUCUUCUCCCUGUGCUGUGACGUGUCCCUGUGUCCCCAGGGCAGGCUGGCUCAGUGCUGCAGGCCAGCCCAAAAUCCCGGGAUUACUCAAGGCUGUGGAUUUGAGGAAGGGAGCCACUUGUAGAUGGGAACACUUAAGUGCCACUCCUUUAACUAUAUAACAAUAAUUAACAUGCAGAAUCCUUUGGAAGCAAAAAAAUGGUGCCUGUGGAGCAUCUUCUGCCACAGCUGAGCCUGAGUUUAACUGUGACUGUGGAGCCACCCUCCUGAUCCUGCUGCUCCUGGUGCUUUGGAAGGCCAUGGUCAAUAUGGGCCCAAUCCCAAGGGGGGGAAUUUUGGGGGGAAGUUUUCUCAGCUGAUUUCAGCUCAGUGCUGUUUGCUGGGGGUUUGUAAACGAGAGGCUGCAAAGUCCGUCCCUGCUGGGACAACCUGGGAGCCCAAAAUUCCUGCAGGACAGUUGUCAGUGAGGGUUGGGAUGAGCUGGAGAGGUCAGGGGAACUUCUGCCAAUGCAAUAAAGGGGUUUCUGUGGUCGAGCCCUUCUCUAACACACCUGAAAUGUUCAGGCCAGCACCUUAGGACAGAGCUCAGCGGGGAUUUCCUUGUUCCAACACCAGCCUAAACCCCCCCUUUCCCACUCUGGAUUUGUUCCUGCCCUCUCCAUGUGCCUGAGGAGUCGCUCCUGCAGGGAAUUAAAGGAGCUGUAAAAUCAC
Pipra filicauda (Wire-tailed manakin) is the source of this 2023-nucleotide messenger RNA. It is a transcript of the gene CUNH1orf159, whose product is annotated as chromosome unknown C1orf159 homolog. The transcript has 11 exons. Bases 407 to 1015 code for a protein of 202 amino acids. The record is from RefSeq and is a predicted model, not a curated record. NCBI's taxonomy places the organism in Eukaryota, Metazoa, Chordata, Aves, Passeriformes, Pipridae.